CGACCAACAUUUUCUUUGUCAAAAUUCUCUAUCUUUCUACCACAAAAAACCAUCAAUGGAAGCUUCCUCAUUCCACGAGCAGCACCACCCUUUUCUUCUUGAUCAAUCUCAGCUUUACCCAGCGGCCACUGGCACCAUCACCGCCUCCAUUGGUUUCUCUAAUGAGUUCCAGCUAUCCCAUGACGAUCAUAUUAUCCCCAAUGGUGCCAUUGAAAUGAAUGCUAAUAGCAACCAAGUCGACAUUUGCAACAAUUUAAAAAGCUCAGAAUCUCCGAUGCCAAUGGUGGUUCAUGGUCACAUACAUGAGAAGACGAUGCCCACAACUGAUUCUUAUGGUAUGACAAAAAACACUUGCAACAAAUGGAGGAAUCAAAAUAAAAGCAAUAUUGAGCAAGAAAAAAACAAAAAAAUGAGAUACUCUAAAGAAGGGCAAAUUGGGUACGUUUACGUUAGAGCAAGAAGAGGUGAAGCAACAGAUAGCCAUAGUCUUGCUGAAAGGGUGAGGAGAGAGAAGAUAAGCGAGAAGAUGAAGGCAUUACAAGCCAUUGUUCCGGGGUGUGAUAAGAUAACAGGAAAAGUUCUUAUGUUGGAGGAAGUUAUUAAUUAUGUCCGGUCUCUACAAAAUGAAAUUCAGUUCCUUUCUUCGAAGCUUGCUUGUGUAAAUCCUAUGUAUUAUUCUGCGUCGAAUUUUGAUGCAUCCAUGCUCAACACUCAUCAGAAUAUGACCACCAACCAGCAACGUCUGCUUUCAUUUCAAGAACACCAGAUGUCAAAUGUGGGAUUCGAGAAUGAUAAAGAGUCUCUCCUAAACUAUCGAAGGUUCAACUGAUUAGUGAUUGUUUUCUUUCGAGCUUAUUAUGAUAUUUCAAAAGAAGGAUAUAGAGCAAGUAUGUUCAAUUGUGUUUUCAAGUUUUUCGUAAUAACUGAUUUAGAGUAAUUUGGUCGAAAU
Molecule: messenger RNA, 949 nt
Organism: Lactuca virosa
Lineage: Eukaryota; Viridiplantae; Streptophyta; Magnoliopsida; Asterales; Asteraceae
Source: the annotation of a GenBank genome assembly